UCGCAGUUCAUCGAAUGUUUAUAAAAAGAAUACUUAAUAAUUCCUUCAGAAAUCUUUCAAAUUUAAUUAAAAUGAGUAUUGACGCACGAUUAGAUGCUGUUCCUUUGGUAGAGAUUGAUUCUGGAAUCUUUAAGUAUGUCUUAAUUAAAGUGUAUGGAAAGGAAGAUUCCGAUGGUAAAGAAUCACAAAAAUCUAUAGUUCGGGGAUUUUUGCGAGCUGAAUGGCAUGCUGACAUUUAUGAGGAAGUUAGUACAUCUAUUCGCGCAUUGGGAUUAGAUUGUGAAUGCCUUGGAGGUGGUCGUAUUGAACAUAAAAAGAAUGAAAAGAGAAUUAAAGUCUAUGGAUAUUCUCAGGGAUAUGGCAAGGCUGAUCACGAGGAGGCUAAGAAAAUCUUGCUGACAAAGUAUCGCAAUUACGAAAUUGAAUGUUCUGAUGAAGGCUAUUAAAUGUGUUAAAAUUUAAAACUGAUA
Chironomus riparius is the source of this 470-nucleotide messenger RNA. The record is from the annotation of a GenBank genome assembly. NCBI's taxonomy places the organism in Eukaryota, Metazoa, Arthropoda, Insecta, Diptera, Chironomidae.